This is a messenger RNA of Haliotis rubra (blacklip abalone), 5113 nucleotides long. Its product is annotated as adhesion G protein-coupled receptor L3-like. Gene Ontology annotation, cellular component: membrane. Gene Ontology annotation, molecular function: G protein-coupled receptor activity; carbohydrate binding. Gene Ontology annotation, biological process: adenylate cyclase-activating G protein-coupled receptor signaling pathway; cell surface receptor signaling pathway. NCBI's taxonomy places the organism in Eukaryota, Metazoa, Mollusca, Gastropoda, Lepetellida, Haliotidae. The coding region runs from base 324 to 3932 and encodes 1202 amino acids. The transcript has 25 exons. The record is from RefSeq and is a predicted model, not a curated record.
AGGUUCGCUGUUCCCGUUUACGAUCAUUUGUGUAUGUGAGUCGAUCCACAAGUUGUACCGAUCGUGUCUCCGUCGUAGAAACGUGGAAGUGGUAAUCUGCAAUUUACAUAAAUAACGUGCCGUGGGAUUCAGGAAAGUUUGGAUUAUAUCUGAAAGACAUUCGGAAUAGACACAUCGUUGUCUCAUCUGUCACGGAGUUUGAAUUGUCGCCUCGACUUUCACAGGUGGUGAUUGCAGGCCUGACCUGGCCUGGCAGUAGCAUGGACACCCAGCUAUAGUGGACCCUGUUUAUACUGGACAUUGGGUGUGGUCAAGUCAGGGGGAUGGGGAGAAACUUGCAGCUACUUGUCAUCAUCGUCGUGAUCAACUGUCAGCUGACAGCUGCUGUGCCAGGUUCUUUCUUUGGUGGUCGCCUCCCACCACGGACGGAAUGGAAGACCACGUACGCAUGUGAGAACGGCAAGCUGCAUGUUGUGUGCGAAGAGAACGAGGUCAUCCGCAUCAUGCUGGCCAACUACGGCCGCUACAGCAUCUCCGUCUGCAACAAGUUCGGCAUUACAGAAGGCUGGAACGUUCAGUGCAUCUCCGUUCUGUCAUUCAGGGUUGUGUCAGAGAGGUGUGAUGGGAGACAGGAGUGUGAAAUGAUGGCCAAUAAUCAUGUUUUCGGGGACCCAUGCCCUGAUACUAGUAAAUACGCAGAGGUGAAAUACUACUGUCAACCAGUUGAUACUCCAAAAAACCCCUUCUCCUCCUACGUCUGCAACAACAUCUACUACAACGCAAAGUACAAUACCCACAGAGCCCAGCACGACUACCACAACAACAACUACUACUACUACCACCCCCAUCCCCACAACAACCACUCCAACGACAACUCCAUCCACUACCCCUACUCCUACUACUACCCACCUCCCACCCCCCAUGUCCUCUAUCUCCUCUACCUCUCCUCCAGAAAUAACACCAGAAAGCCAACACUGCCACCUGCUGAGAUUAGUAGUGGAAGGGAGACAACUCCACAUCCUCGACCUCCAACCACACACCGUCCAUACAAUAUUCGUGUGUGCAAGACCUUCCAAGGCGUUGCGUCGUCCCAGGAGGUGAUGACAAAGUUGAAAGACGUGUCGGCACAUGAGAUCAACGCUGGCGAUCUGAAACGCACGACCCAGAAACUGCUGCCGAGGCUGAACCAGGCUUUGAGAAUGGAGAUGGAAGCUGCCCAGGAUGUGCCAGUCGCCAUUCGCAGGAAGAAGAUUGAGAAGUUUACUGAGUCGUUUGUGAACACAAGUAGUAACCUGUUGUCACAGAAACAGAAGAAGUCAUGGGACCUGCUGCCAACGUCACAGUCUCAAGAGGCAGCGACGUCUUUGAUCAUCAGCGUUGAGAAGUCUGCCUUCCAAGUAGCAGAGGUCAUGGAGGUCAACGAUGCCAACACCAUGGUCAGCGAGAAUCUCGUGCUGGAGGUUAACGUGAAGAAUGUCCUUGGUGGCAUUGAACCCAUGACCUUCCCAUCUGAAAAGGUCAAGGAGGAGGCAUCAUGGAAUAAGAGAUCGAACCAUAUCUCAAUCCCCGCUCGAAGCCUUGUCAAUGCUGCCAAAAAAGGUGUUGUGACUGUUGUUUUCGUUGUUUACAACAACCUGGAGCAGUUCAUGCAGCCGAAGAUGCUGUCAGAGAAUCAGCCGGAGGGGCAGAAGGAUGUCGAGGGUCGAAGCACCUCCGAGAUGUCCAAUGAGAUCAUCGUUAAUUCCCCGAAGGAGGAAGAGAAAGAGGAGAAGAAGGAGAAGGUCGUCAAUUCCAACAUCAUCUCAGCUUCCAUCAACAACAGGGAGGAGAUCGAGUUGUUCGAACCAGUGGAAUACACUAUGCAACAUUUGAGUCCUGAAGUGAAAUCCAACCCCCUGUGUUCCUACUGGAAGAUGGAUGAGAGUCAAAAGCGAGGCCAGUGGUCUCAAGAUGGCUGCAGUAUGAUCCAGACAAACAGCACCCAUACAACCUGCAAGUGCAACCACUUGACCAACUUCGCAGUCCUCAUGGACAUCACUGGCACCAAGCUGUCACCAGGUCAUGCCCUGUCUCUGCGCAUCAUCACCCUCGUGGGCUGCAUCAUCUCCAUCAUCUGCCUCCUCUUCACCUGGAUCACCUUCGUUGCCUUCAAGAACCUACAGUGUGACCGAACCACCAUCCACAAGCACUUGGUAUACAGCCUCAUGUUGGCGGAGAUUAUAUUCGUGGUCGGAAUCGAUCAAACAGAACUAAAGAUCUUGUGUUCCAUCAUCGCUGGACUGCUCCACUUCUUCUUCCUGGUGGCCUUUGCCUGGAUGUGUCUGGAAGGUGUCCAGCUGUACGUCAUGCUCAUCGAGGUGUUCGAGACGGAGAGGUCCAGACUGAAGUGGUACUACCUCUGUGGCUACGGUGUCCCCCUCAUGAUAGUUGCAAUCUCUGCGGCUGUCUACCACCAGGGUUACGGAACCAAAACUCAUUGUUGGAUAAACACCCAAAACCACUUCAUCUGGAGCUUUGUGGGGCCAGCUUUGUUUGUCAUGACAGUAAAUGUGGCCAUGCUGAGUAUUGCUAUAUACAUGAUGUGCAAGCAUGCCAAUACCCAACUCCCUGAAAGAGAAGUCCAAACUGCAGAAACUCAGGUGGAGGGAUUGGAUCUCUUGGUUAGUGAGAGUGACAUUGCCUCUAUUACUGGUAGACCACAGCGCCUACCCAAAGUGUUGAAGGAGCUUCCGGCUUGGAUGAAAGGUUCGCUGGUGCUGGUGGUGCUGCUGGGAUUGACCUGGAGCUUUGGUAUUUUGUUCCUCAAUCAGGAGUCUGUUGCCAUGGCGUAUAUCUUCACGAUCCUCAACUCCUUGCAGGGAGCCUUUAUCUUCAUCUUCCACUGCAUCAUGAAUGAGAAGGUUCAGAAGGAAUACCGCAAGAUAGCCCGCCGGACAACAUGGCUGCCAAAAUGUAUCCGAGUCAAUUUUGGCGGUUACAACGGACACUUAUCAAGCUCCCCGAAUCAGUCAUCUGGAUCCGGACACAAUUACUUUUCGCGGCUGUUUCCAGGCCGACGUCGCAACCGAUCACCAUCGGCUUCUACCAACAGUUCCACCAAGCCAUUCCUCAGCUCCAAAGGACAUCGCCAAAGUCUGUCUGUCAGUUCCCACAGCCGAGAAAGCAGCUUGUACCCAUCCACCAUCAAUGGCUAUGUCUACACUGCCAACAACAACGACCCACACAAAUCACCCACGAUUAAUGGGAACGGAUUCACACCCUUGUCGCCCUGCUUUGAAAAUGGCGGGAUUGCUGGUGACCUCUCGGAAGUCAUUGAUUGCUCUGUGAUCGACAGCGAGGCUGUGACCGAGUACUGCCACAACAAUCUUCAAGUCUGUGAAGAAAAGAAGCGAUAUUCUUCAGGCUCAGAAGAUUUCAAACCAGUUGAGGAAAUCGAACAUGACCGACUCUCAGCUCUUUCUUACAAUUCCGUAGCCAAGAAUCGCGAUUCAUUCAUCUCUGAUACCGAUGAUGAUGGGAACAGUGUGACUGGAUUCAAAGAAGGAGAUAUGGAGAGGAAUCUAAUCAAUAAGCUUAUGGUACCAGGAUCUGGAAGGAAGGGUGUUACCAAAGUGAGAAAACAGUCUCCAUCAUUGGGCAGUAUCAACGAUCGUAAGGGGGAUCCAGAACACGAGAAAGUCAAUACUAGCACGCCGAAUCUCAAGUAUAAAGACUCUAAGGGUAAAACAGAUGUGGCAAAAGACUCUAACAGUGUUGUACAACACAGCAUGCCAGAUCUAAGUUCAAAAACUGGAGGAGAAUCGACUAUCCCUAAUGGACAAGAGCAACCGUUAACCUUCGUGAAUACGAAGUCAAAGGUCAAACGGCUCAGUUCAGAUAUUCAAAUACGAUUUGAUCCCCACCGAUUUGACCUAUCAUCAACAGAUUGUUGAAAUAUUCAGUUCAAACUUUCAACUUUGGAAAAAGCUUAAAUUGCUGAAUUUUCUCCCUUGAUGGAAAAAAGUAUUUUUCUAAUGGUUUUGAGAAACUUGUUACACAUUUACAGAUUGUAAAGUUUUAUUUCCAAAAUCUUCCACCUUGCCAAUAGAUUUAAUAUUACAUAGUUAUUACAUGUAAUGACAAUAUCUCUGUGUUAUAAACAUGACCAGGUAGAUUGUUACAGCACAGCUUCAUUAUUUACAGUAUUAACUGUUCAUCUUCUUGAAUCAAAGCUCUGGUACACUUAAAACGUAACCGUAGAAAUGAAUACAAACAUGAAUUACACUAAUGUUUGUAUUAUUCAGUAGAUAAUCAAGCAAGAAUGUGUGCCUUAAGAUAUAAUUUGAGUUCAUGUUGCUGAAGUAGAUAUAAUUAUCCAAUGUAAAAUCACAGUAUGUAUUCACGUUUGCAUUUCCAAAGAUAUGAACAUAUCAUGGUUGUUUUCAUGUUGGUAAUUGUGAACUGUUUAUGAAACGUUUUUCAGUAAAAGAGUGUCAAUUACAUUGAAAUUGACGGUGAUAUUCCUAUUUAAAAUGUUGUGAAUAUGAGUUUAGUUAAUGUUUGUGAAUGAUAUGAUCAUUCUGAUUUACUGAAAACUGUUUUGUAAUGUGUGCCAUCGUGUUCCUAGAACAAUGUAUGGCAGCUGUGUUUUUACAUCACAUCUUUUAGUUGUUACUGUCAUAUCCAUUUUCACCACUUUGUUACUUUGUACAACCUUAGUUUUUGCUUUUUCUUGCUUUUUGCAAUGACUUUUCAAACUGCAUUCGUCUAUGUAUCUUAAGAACAGAAGACUGCAGGUAUAAAUGAUCAGGUCAGGACCAGAUUCAGAAUGCUUUGGCAUUAAAAACAAACCUAAAGCAGUUCAUGCAAUUUUGGAUCAUUAAUUUGUUUUUUAAUUUCAAUUAUUAAUGAUUUUCAGUUAAUGUGAAUGGUUUCUUAAUGAGGAAGUCCUUAUUGUAUGUCCAUGAUUGCAAAUAUCUUUUCACAACCAUAUCCUCGAUGUACUUAAAAAGCAGAUGGUUGCAUGGUUGCAUGAUGUAUUCAUUAGUUCUGCAGUGGUUUAAACAUUUUUUGUUUUUUUGUAAAACUAUGUGUAAUGUUCAUCAAGAUAUGAUAAUCAGGGCUCCAGAUAAGG